AUGGAUACUACUCGUUUAUUCUUUAAUAUUAUCAAGAAGAAGUCUUGUUUAUGGAUAUGUCCCGAAGACUUUUUACCUAUCCUAGAAGACAUCGUCAUGAAUCAUCAAGGACUCAGUUUUUUGGUGGAUAAUACAAUGUUUCAAGAAAGAUAUAUUGAAACCGUUAUCUGUAAAAUAUUCUAUGAUGCCAAAUGCUAUACGGGUCGAAUGAACCUUGCUCAAUUCCGUCAAUCUCAGUUUACAGAAACAAUUCAAUCCUUGAACGCAGAGACCGAUUUGAACCAUGUGCAUAAUUGUUUUUCAUACAAGGAUUUCUAUGUGCUGUAUUGCAAGUUUUGGACACUUGACCAGGAUCAUGACUUGUUGAUAUAUGAGAAUGAUUUGCUUAAUUAUAAUGGCGGUAUCUUAUCCGAGAAAUUGAUACAUCAAAUUAUACAACGAGGCCGAAUACCCGCAUUCUCUAGGCGUCAAUCUAAACCAAACACCUUGACUUAUUUAGAUUAUAUAUGGUUCCUCAUUUCUGAAGUUGAUAAAAGUACGCCUGUAGCCAUUGAAUAUUGGUUUCGUUGCUUGGAUGAGGAUGGUGAUGGCAUUAUUACAUGCUAUGACUUGGAACAACAUUGGAAAGAUCAAGAGAAAAGACUUAGACACAUGGUUGAGAUAUAUCGUUAUCAUUUUGAAGAAUUUAUUAAAUUUGAAGACAUUAUGCGUCAAAUAAAUGAUCUCGUUCAGCCCAAAGUGCCAGGUCAGUUUCGUCUGUUAGACUUGAAAAAGAAUGGAUUGAUUGCAGAAAAGUUUUUCGAUACGUUUAUAAAUUUUGAUAAAUUUCAAAUUCAUGAUGCUUACCAGACGCUGUAUCGCGCCAAUCCUCAUUUGACUGGCAGAAAGAGUGUCAUGCAGGCACUGUCAGAGAGUGUCGUUGUAGAACCAUUCACACUUGGAUCAUGGUAUGAAUAUGCAGAUCAAGAGUACCAAUAUCUUGUAUUAAAUGAACAAGAGGAUGACUGGUCUAUUCAAUUACCAGAGAAAGAAGAAAAGGAUAUAGAAUGCGUAAUAAUAGACGAAGAAGAAGAGGAAGAAGAAGCAGGAAGUGACAGUGACAACAGUACACCUUCAACACCCAAAUUAGAACCAAACAGCUCACAAACAGAUAAAGAAACAACUCAAGGAAAGGAGGAGGAAGAAGAAGGAGAGCAAGGAAAAAAUUGGAUCUGGAAUUCAGUUUUAUAA
Molecule: messenger RNA, 1230 nt
Organism: Rhizopus microsporus ATCC 52813
Lineage: Eukaryota; Fungi; Mucoromycota; Mucoromycetes; Mucorales; Rhizopodaceae
Exons: 10
Coding region: 1-1230 (409 amino acids)
Biological process (GO): protein dephosphorylation
Cellular component (GO): protein phosphatase type 2A complex
Molecular function (GO): protein phosphatase regulator activity; calcium ion binding
Source: RefSeq, a predicted model, not a curated record